Messenger RNA from Dreissena polymorpha, 1159 nucleotides. RefSeq names its product salivary glue protein Sgs-3-like. Lineage: Eukaryota; Metazoa; Mollusca; Bivalvia; Myida; Dreissenidae. Bases 152 to 1159 code for a protein of 335 amino acids. The transcript has 4 exons. The record is from RefSeq and is a predicted model, not a curated record.
GGUGAACGUACUAUUCAGACGAUUUGCCAAAUGUUCAGAUAUUGCCAAAGUAAACAUCGCUAAAUAGUGACAGAGUGCCUUACAUGUAUUUCUAAUUGCAUAACCUGUGCAUAUAGUGCUAAAAAGUCGUGCCUUUCAAUAGUUUACUUCUAUGCAUGCACAUGUGUUCCGUUUUAGAUACAUCACAAAGUUACAUAAGGCCAACAAUAACGAUGUUGCGAGUUUUGCUAGUCAUCCAGAGUUGGGAAAACUUGAUGCCAUUGAGAUAUAUAGUUCAUUUCUAGUGCCUGUUAAUGUCGAGACAGGCUGCAGUAGUAACAACGGGCGGGGAGCAUGCAGCACGUUCUGUCACCCGACUCCUGGAGGCUACACAUGCGGUUGCCCGGAUGGAGAACAGCUGCUUUAUGACGGAAAGACCUGCCCUAGUGGAACUACAGCAGUGACAACUACGUCAACUACGAUAACUACCACUCUACCACUGACAACUUCUAGUCCUACCACUGUACUAUCGACAACUACUCAACUUACCACUGUACCAUCGACAACUACUAGACCUUCCACUGUACCACCGACAACUACUCAACUUACCACUGUACCACCGAUAACUACUAGACCUACAACUGUUCCACUGAAAACUACGUCGACUACUAGACCUACCACAAUACCACCGACAACUACUAAACGAACAACUGUUCCACCGACAACUUCGUCAACUAGUAGACCUACAACCAUACUUCCUACAACAACUGGGCCUGCUACUGAACGCCCUAACACUACAACAUCUUCUGAACCUACCGAUGUUCAACCGACAACUGCAACAACUUCUAGACAUACCACAUCGAAUACUGAAACAGUGUUAACCAUUUCUAAAUCAACAAUCGGCUUGGAAAAGUCAAACAAAGCAGACGAAUUGGAGAACAACAUACCAGAACAUUCUUCUCCUAAGGCUCAGUUCAUUGGAGCUGCUGUCGGUAGCGCCCUCGGGAUCAUCGCAAUUGCUGUCUUUGUUCGCACUGUCUACACAUGGUUGAGGUGCAAAGUGAGAUGGCAGAUAUGGCGAAACAACUACAGGGAAUGGCAAGAUUCGAGAACCAAUCUCGCUUCCGAUGAAUAUCAAAGUGAUCAAAGUAGCUUCGAGGUAAAAACGUGUUUCCUCUAA